ACAGUGCAGCGGUGAAGAAUGUUCUCUGCAGACCUCAGAAGCCAUUUUGAGAUGAUGCCCAUGUUGAAAAUGCCAAGGAAGAUGCUGAUAUCAACGAAAAGGGUUACAAUUCUGUGCAUUUCUCCCUCGGUCUCCUCUGUUUCACCAUGGCAGCUGUCAACCGACGGGACAAUAGCAAAGCGGGGUAUCAAGCUGUGCUUGCUGAGUUAAAACGUCAUUGACAUGAAAGAGGACAAUGUCUGUUUAUUGUCUCUGUUGUCGAGACAUGUAACACCGUGAGUUUUUUCUCCAGUCUGCAAAUCUUCCAGCAUCUCUCACCACCACCCAACGUCUCCCUGAGUGAUUGUCAUUCACUCUGGUACCGGAGAAGGGAGGCAGAUCCGUUUCCAAUGGCUUCAGUGAGCCUUGUUUCCAGUCCCCAAACCCCCGUUCUUGACAAAAACAUGACUGACUCUGAGCUUGCAGGGGACGAAAGAGAGGACGGUGAACUUGAGGACGGGGAGAUAGACGAUGAAGGAAUUGGAAUCGAAGAGGAGAAGGAAACCAAGGAGGCCCCUGAGGAGAAGGAGAAGGAGGUGAAGGAGAAAGACCCGAAGGAGAAGGAGCUGAAGGAGAAGGAGCGCGAUGACAAGGUCCACAGGCACUCCAGGAAACGGUACAAGAAGACCCGAGAGAAGCACAAGUCCAAGAGGAGGCGCCGCGACCGGCAGAAACACCACUCGCCCUCCAGUGCGUCCAGCUCCGACAGCUACGACUCUGACUACGACCGGCCUGAGAAGCCCAAGACCCGGAAGAGCCAAGGGUCCAACCAGGAGUCUAACGGCCAGUCCUCCCAGCGCGGUCGGGAGUCCAGGGGCGGGCUCCACGCCACCUCCCAGAGGAAGUCCCCGCAGGCGAAGGGCGGCGACCCGGACAACAAGUACAGCGACUUCGGCAACGAGAAGUACGACUACGAAGGAGAGGACGACGACUACGAGGACGACGGCUCCGAGUUCGGGCCGUCCAAGGAGUCCGGGGGCUUCGGGGGCGGGAAGGGACGGCACGGCAAGGACCAGAUGAAGAGGGCCAACCAGAGGGGCCUGCAGAAGCAGCAGCAACAGUUCGGAGGUCCGAGGGGCCGGGGCAGGGGCAGCGCGCCGGGCAGAGGACGGGGGAUGCUGAAGAACAAGAAGCUCAAGGGCAAGGGCUGGGGGGGACGGGGGCGGGGCCAAGGAGGAGACCAGGGGAUGGAGGGCGGGCCACAGAACUGUUUUCAGAAGAAACGGCCGAUCAUGAGCAAGGAGUUCAUCAACCAACACACAGUGGAACACAACGGCAGAUACAUCUGCAAAUACUUCCUGGAGGGACGGUGCAUCAAGGGGGAACAGUGCAAGUUCGAACACGAACUCGUUGUGCCGGAUAAGAAAAAGGAACUCUGCAAAUUCUACCUUCAGGGUUACUGCAGCAAAGGAGAUAACUGUAUUUACAUGCACAGCGAAUAUCCUUGCAAGUUCUUCCACACGGGAGCCAAAUGUUACCAAGGAGACAACUGUAAAUUCUCCCACGACUCGUUGAACGACGUGACCAAAGAUUUGCUUGACAAGAUAAUCAGCACGGAGGAGGAGAACGCUCACGAGGACGAGAUCGAGCUGGAGAACCUGAGGAAGCAGGGCAUCGCCCCGCUGCCCAAACCCCCUCCCGGGGUGGGGCUGCUGCCCACGCCAGGCCAGGGCAGCCCCCAGGAGGCCGGGGCCUCCGGCCAGGCCGGGAAGAAGAUCCCGUCCCUGUUUGAGAUCAAGGUUCAGCCCACGGUGGAGAUGGCGCAGAAGAUCGGCCUGAGCGGAUCCAAAUUCGACGAGUUUGACGAGGAGGGCUCGGACCAGUUCGGCGGGGAAUCGGAGGAGAUGGAGCAGGGCGGGGCCGCCGCCCCACCAGGCUCCGGCGCUCCGUCCGGCCCUCCGCCCGAAUCCCCGGGGCCCCCCAUGGCCCACCCCAACGUGGGGCCCCCGCCCGGACCCCUGAGCCCGCCGGGGCAGCUGCCCCCACCGCUGCACGGCUACUCCAUGCCGCCGCCGCCGUUCCCCCCCGGGGGGCCCCCGCCCUUCAUGGGCAGCCCGCCCCCCAUGAGCAUGGGGCCGCGGCCCCCCUUCCCCCCCAUGCCGGACCUGCAGAUGCUCCAGAGCCUGUUCCCCUUCCCCCCGCUGGGCCAGAACCCCGUCGAGCUCUUCAGCAAUUUCCUCCGAAGCCAGAGCAUGCCCCAAGGAGUGGACCCCAGCGUGAGCUUCCUACAGAACCUCCAGCAGCAGAUGGGGGCCGAGUCCCAGAUUCAGUCCUUGCCGCCCGCGGUGCAGAAAGCUCUCUUCUUGCACAUCACACAGCAGCAGCAGCAGCAGCAGCAGCAGCAGCAGCAGCAGCAGCAGCAGCCACCAAAGCCCCCCCAACAGCAGGGGAUGGAGCCCCAGAGGGGAGACGCCCCGGAGGACAAAAGCUCCAUCAGAGAUGAAACCACCAACUGGUACUCGAGUGACGAAGAGGACGGUGGCUGCGUGUCGUCCAUCCUCAAGUCGCUGAAGAAGCAGAACGAGCUGCACCAGGCAGCAGAACCAGCUCGGACCCCCGCAGCCGCCCCCCCCCAAACGGGAGACCCCCGGCUGCUGAAGGAGAGGGCCCCGCCCAGCGACCCCCGGGUCAAGACCGACCCCCGGCAGCGGCACCCGGACCCCAAGAAGGACUCAGACGGUGCCUCGGACCCCCGGCUCGCCAGGGACCCCAGGAAGGUGAGACCCGCGGAGCCGCCCGGCGCCUACCGGCAGCAGAAGCACCCGCCCUCCUCCCACAAGCCCCCCGCCGGGGAGGACGACGAGGAGGGCGAGAGGGAGCUGAGGGACAGGGCCACGCUCAUCCCCCUGGACCCGGGGCCCGGCCUGGCGCUGAGGGACCCCCGUAGCCAGCUGCAGGCGUUCAGCCACAUCCGCGUGGACGUCGUGCUGCAGAGGCCCGCCUUCGCCGACGCGGUGGUGUGGGGGCCCGAGGACCUGCUGCCGUCCCUGGUGCCCAAGCAGGAGCACUCCAUCAACCUGCCCCUGCCGCCCCUCAUCGCCGAGGCCCAGAAGGACCGCGCCAACCGGCUGGAGCCCCCGCCCAGCCACGCGCCCCCCGCCAUCGACCCCCGGGCGGUGGCGGCCCGCCUCAAGGAGGGCGUGGUCCGCAUGCCGCCCUCCCGGAACCUGGAGAGCCGCUCGUCGAUGGAGAGGCCCCUGGACCCCCGGCAGCUCAAGGCGCUGGACCCCCGGAUCAAGCGCGCCGGGAGCCUGGACUCCAAGCCGUCCCUGCAGAAGGAGGGCCCCGCCCCCGGGGGAGGGGCUGCCAUCGUGGACCCCCGGCUGCAGCGGGCCGGCGCCGGGGUGUCGCCGGGCUCCGCACCCGCUGCACCCGCCGCCGCCGCCCGGUCGAAACCCGAAGCGGAGAAGCUGCCCCCCUACGCCCCGCGCCUGGCCUCCUCCACCAGCGGGGGGCUGGAGAGCCCCACCGCCCUGCUGGGGGGCAUCAGCCUGUACGACCCCCGCCAGCCCAGCACCGAGCACGGCCACAAGGAGCCGCCGGAGGCCCCGAGGAAGACGGGGAUCCUCAAACACCACGCCGUGAGGAAGGACAGCACGCCGUCCGCGACCACGCCGCCCCCACCACCGACACCGCCCCCACCACCACACUCCUCCUCUUCCUCCUCCUCCUCCUCCUCCUCCUCCUCCUCGCGGUCGCCCACCCAACCCCCGGCCUCCCCGGUCAAGCCGCCCGCCGCCCUUCACAUCCUCCCCGUCCAGACUCUGGCCGUCCUGACCCGACCUCAGUACUCCGACCCCCGCCUGGCCAAGCCGGGGGGUCAGGGGUCAGCGAAGAAGGUGGAGGAGGCGGAGGAGGGGGAGGGGGGGGAGGAGAAGAAGAAGGAGGGGCCACAGGGGGAGGCGGGGGCAGAGGGGGACGACGACCGGACACUGAAGGACGUGUUCAAGACCUUUGACCCCACGGCCUCCCCGUUCUGCCAGUAAGGACGGCAGAGGCCCAAGAGAGGAUUGUGCUUAUGUAAAUAUAUAUAUAUGCUUUGUAUAUUGUCGUUCACGCUCAUCUGGCGUCCCUUCGAGGAGCUUUACAUAAAUCUAUUUAUUUCUGUAUAAAGCUAUGUGUGUCAAAUGCCACUCUGUAGAAUCGUUUGCUAUCUAUCCAUGAGACACAUUUGUCACACAAUGUACGCAACGUGGUCCAGUGUUGUUUAAAUGUUGGCUUUGUUACAAGCCACUGGGCUGAUGGCUGUAUAUACUGAACUUCGGGUUCAUGGAUAUUUCUAUGGGAUGAAUUCAAAUAAAUUGGCUCAGAUAGUCAAGAGAUACAGCCCAGCAAGAUAGAGGGUCAAAGUCUGAAUCAGUAACUGCAGUUUUUGACACUUUUGUAUGACUUUUAAUGUUACAGACCUUUAUUGGAUAUUCAGUUUUUGUGAUAUAGAGUAACAGUCCUUUUUGUAGACCAUUCACCGUUUUUUUUUACAACGUAUUCUUUGCACAUAUGAAGCAAGUUGUUUGUCAAUGGCUGAAGUUUUUGUUGGUUUUGUGUUUUUGUGUUUAAUAAACCAGCAGAUUACUUUUAUUUUGCUCGUUUUCGUACUGGAUUAGUUGGAAGACUAGUACUGGUUUCAAUUAUUCAAUUAAUGUCAAAGUUGGCUCUCCAUAAACUCAUAUUGAGUUAUUAAUAUAUCUUUGUUAAUAACUCAAUUUGUUUUCUUAAUGUUUUUCAUUUUGUGCUGCUACCUUUAAGAGUCCCAGCUUUACUCUAUGUUUGUGCGCUCCCAAACGGUUCAGAGAAUGAGUCACGUUCAGUGUGAUGUUGAGGAAUUGUGGAUAUUAUUUUUCAUGCUUUCAUUUUUCAUCCCAUAGCCUGCGAUGACAUGCUUUCAUAUCAGGUUCUCAAGAACCCUAAAUAUUUCACUGCCUUUGUGAACUAUAGCAUUAAUUAUAUUAAAGACAUUUAACUGUCGACACUUGGUGACAUGAAUAGGUAUUUUCAAGGAUUUCAGAUAUUCUUGGUCAGGAUUUAUAACGCCAACUCAUUCCCAAUUCUCGGCUGCAGUUCUUCCUUGCAUCUUGCAGCCGGCCUAAUGGUGUAUGGAUAUUAAAUUACACCAGCACGAUUUAGCUUGUCUAAAGCAGUUAUUAAAAAAAUAUCCUAUAUUCCUUGAGAAUAAAACAUGCCUAUCCACGAGUCAAUACAGGGAUAUUGCUUAAAUUUGUUUCUAUAAAUAUUUUAUUCUGGUAGACUCAACCCCCAAUAGGAAAACGUUAUUGUAAAACUGACUGUAGUUACAACUCGCGCCACUAGAGGCCGCUAAUGGGAAAACUGACAUUGCUAGUAAUUCCUCCAUUGUAUCGUGUAUUAUUCUAAUGGCUUAUUUUAUCUUGAGUGAAGAAGGGGCCAGGCUUGGGGCCAGGGGCAGCGGGGAGGUCCUCCUCAGACCCAGGUCGUCCGUCUCGGGGUUGGAGUUCUGCCAGGCCCGGUGGAUCUGGA
Gadus chalcogrammus (walleye pollock) is the source of this 5532-nucleotide messenger RNA. Its product is annotated as zinc finger CCCH domain-containing protein 6. Lineage: Eukaryota; Metazoa; Chordata; Actinopteri; Gadiformes; Gadidae. Gene Ontology annotation, molecular function: RNA binding; metal ion binding. Gene Ontology annotation, biological process: negative regulation of DNA-templated transcription. The record is from RefSeq and is a predicted model, not a curated record. Gene Ontology annotation, cellular component: nucleus.